UGUAAAUGCAUGCUGAAAUUCUUCCAUGAAAUAUCGCAUUUAAGAGUGUCAUCUAGUUUUAUAUUGCAUUCUCCUCCUUGAAUACCAAUCAAGUACAAAUUUUCAAAACCAAAUUUGGUAUCUGGAUGAAUAAUGCAUUUACAUUUAGAAAAUUAUCAUUAUUCGUCUUUAAAGUUACAAGUCUUCUACUAGCAAGGUAAACAAGCCAAACAUGUUUUUUGACUGCCUCCUGAAGCGAAAAGAAUACAAAUAAUAAUACGGCUCUGCGUCCUAAUAAAAUCUCGAAACACGAAACCCCUGAGCAAGCAUAAUAACACAGGUACUUGGUGAAAAUUCAAUGGAAAUGAGAUUUUGUGAACUCUGCAGGUAGAAAAUCAACUCAUAGGCCUAUUCGAAAAUUCGUGGAAACAAAGAGAGUAUAUUCCAUGGAGCUAUACCUAGGGCCGGUUUCAGUUCGUCUUUCAGUUGUUCUUUUAACCUCGAAAUGAGCACAAUGUUCGCACGCUUACUGGAUUUCCUUUUGUUGCAUUUGGCUCUCGUGCAGUGCAUUAGCGGACGGUUGUCGCCGAUUCCCAAAUUCUACUACGGCCAGGACAGUACAAUAAUUGUGAAUACUGAAAAGCCCAAUCCAAAAUUGAUUCCAAAGUUGCAGAAUGCGCUCUAUUAUAAUAUACCCGUUUACAAAGUCAUAAGUCCAAUCAGUGGAGUGCCAAGAGCAACUGCAAUCUCAACUACGCCAGCACCAAGCCUUGUCGACGAGUAUCCCAGGGAUUUACUCUAUAUCGCACGCAAUAAGUUGGGAGUAAAGCGUUUGGACCAGUUGCCCAGCAUCGGUGAGCUUGGCAAGAUGCUGGGCACAGGCAACGCCUUUGAAACCAUUAAAUACGUUCGCACACUUACUUCCAGUGACCAGGGCAUAUUUCUGAUGAAGACCUACUUGGAAUCGUUGGACUAUGAUCUUGCCAAUUCGAGAGAAGAAGCCACUCGUAAUUCUCUACCUGAGCAAAAAGAUAACGAUGAGGACAAUAUUACAAAUAAUUCAGAUAUAGAUGCAGACUAUUAUGAUACGUCCGUCAAGAUAAACGAGCCAACAACAACAAAGAAAACAAUUAUAUCACCACACUUAGAUUGGGGGGAAGAGCGCAGCUUAAUACAGCGUCCCAAUGAUUUUGAGAAACAAUAUAGUGUGGCUGGUUGGUCAGAAAACAGCACAGCGCCCAAAUCUAUGCUGGGCAAGCUAGUGCUGGUGGCACACAGCCAGGCAGCCCAUCAGCAGGGUGCGGUGUCGGUUUUACCUCCCGUGCUCGUACGAAAGCCAUUGCCAUAUCACUAUCCGAUUCCAUUGCGACCUGCACUGGGGCCUCAAGCUGCAAAGCCCAUGCCAAGGCAAAUUAUAGUCCCCACCGUAAAUCCAAGCCGCCCAACAAAGAGGCCGAUGCAGACCCAACUGAACAUACCCAAAGAACCGUCGACGACGUCAUCAGCCACCCAUCAACGUGUAGCGCCGCAUAUUCAGCAGCUUGCCCAGAUGGCCAGCAUAUCACCUGAGGUGCUUAAUGAUUCCCUGCAGCAGCAGCCCAAGCUGGCCGAGUUGGCCAAACGCAUCAGUCGAUUGCCGCUGGUCCACCAACAUAGCCAGGCCAUUGACUCACAGUUAUUUAUGGCCGUGAAGAGAGCUCUGUCGCAGGACGAGAGUUUAAAGCGUUUACUUGGAGCUACGCAGACAUUAAAAUAGAUGCGCAACUGCGUCAAUAAAGUAUAAUUAAAUUAAUAAACAUACACACUUAGUC
This is a messenger RNA of Drosophila grimshawi, 1790 nucleotides long. RefSeq lists its product as uncharacterized. The record is from RefSeq and is a predicted model, not a curated record. NCBI's taxonomy places the organism in Eukaryota, Metazoa, Arthropoda, Insecta, Diptera, Drosophilidae. The transcript has a single exon. Bases 485 to 1735 code for a protein of 416 amino acids.